UAUCAUCAUCUGUAAAAAAAAGUUGUGGGUGAAACAAAUAUGUCGGAAUUUUGGGCUUGAUAACUGAAAUCAGUAGUAAAUUCAGUAAUUGUUCGUAAAUUAUCAUUUGUGCAAUUAUUUAGUAAUUGUGAAACCUUGACUUUUACUCUGUCAGUAAUUUAAGUUUGUAGAAAUGACGACUUGGAAUAGCGCCCCUUAUCCUCCACCAGAUCCGUAUGGUGGUCAACAAGGCUAUCCACCGCAGCAACCUUACCCAGGAGCUGGCUAUCCGAAUGCCCCUCCGGCUUACCCGGCCGGCGGACCUGGGGGAUAUGCUCAACCGGGGCAGCCACCAUACGGGCAACAACCUUAUGGCGGACAACAACCCUAUGGACAACCGGGCGGCGGAGGCUACACACAACCAGGUGAAGCAACUCGUCUCAAUAAUAUGACCGAUAUGUAUGGAACAACCUAUCCGGACGAUCCCGAUGUCAAGGGAUUUGAAUUUAACGAUAAAAGUAUACGAAGAGGGUUUAUUCGCAAAGUUUACUCCAUUCUAAUGGGUCAGUUGCUCAUAACGGCGGGCAUGAUUGCCUAUUUCCUUUACGAUAAAAACGCGAGAGUGUUUGUCAGAAACAACUCGUGGCUAAUGUUUCUCGCGCUUGCCGUCGUCUUCGUCGCAAUGAUUGCACUGGCGUGCUGCGGCGAGGUGCGACGUAAAGCUCCAAUGAAUUUCAUUCUGCUCGGUCUAUUUACGCUUGCCGAAGGGUUUAUGUUGGCCGUCAUUUCGUCGCAGUACAAGGUUGACGCCGUGUUAAUGGCGGUCGGGAUAACGGCGGUAAUAUGUCUGGCGCUUACGCUUUUUGCCUUUCAAACCAAGUGGGAUUUUACGAUGUGCGGUGGAUUUUUGUUCAUUUGUGUCAUUGUUUUAUUAAUCUUUGGGCUUGUCGCUUCUAUAAUGGCUGCUACUGGCAAUGGUAAUCGGGUUGUUAAUCUGGUUUACGCGUCACUUGGCGCUUUGCUUUUCUCAAUUUAUCUCAUAUAUGAUACUCAAUUGAUGAUGGGAGGGAAGCAUAAGUAUUCGAUAUCUCCCGAAGAAUACAUAUUUGCAGCUUUAAACCUGUACGUCGAUAUAAUAAAUAUCUUUAUCUACGUUCUUACAAUAAUUGGUGCUGCAAAAGACUAAAUAAUCAAAAAUGUAAUUGUACCAAUUUCUGUUGUUUAUUUUAUAUUUCACUAUCUGGCGCAUACAUGUUUAUAUGAUAGAUUAGUGAAGUAAACUUUUGUUUUAAAACACCUCAACGUUUGAUUUUUUUAAAGAUUGUAAUUUAGUUUAAGCUGGCGAGAUGCACUUUAGCUUUUGUAGAUUUUUACAACGUCGAAUAUCUUAACAAUAAUCCUGAUGACGAGGGGCCUUCUGCCAAUCGAACGAAUAUAAAUGUUACUGAGAUAGGUAGUUAUUUAUAUUUAUAAACAUAAUUGUAUUCAUUGCUUGGUGUAUAUUAAAGCUGUAGUAAUUCUGUAAAUAUUACGAUUUAAUAAAGGUGUAAUUUACUACGUGUUA
Molecule: messenger RNA, 1543 nt
Organism: Photinus pyralis (common eastern firefly)
Lineage: Eukaryota; Metazoa; Arthropoda; Insecta; Coleoptera; Lampyridae
Product: protein lifeguard 1-like
Exons: 4
Coding region: 173-1165 (330 amino acids)
Cellular component (GO): membrane
Source: RefSeq, a predicted model, not a curated record